CGUACCCGAAGCACGACCGCACGGCAAGCGCCACGCUCCCUCACCGUCUCCUCCGACCUCCUCAAGAAAAAUGCCCAGGGCCCCGAGGAACCAUAGCAAGACCUACAAGGUCCCCCGUCGUCCGUUCGAGAAUGCGCGUCUCGAUAUGGAGCUGAAGCUCGCCGGCGAGUACGGCCUGCGCAACAAGCGCGAGAUCUGGCGUAUCGGUCUCAUCCUGUCCAAGAUUCGUCGUGCGGCCCGUGAGCUGCUCAAGCUCGACCCGAAGGAUCCCAAGCGUCUCUUCGAGGGUAACGCCCUUAUCCGUCGUCUCGUCCGCAUUGGUGUGCUCGACGAGACCCGCAUGCGUCUCGAUUACGUGUUGUCCCUCAAGAUCGAGGACUUCUUGGAGCGUCGGUUGCAGACCCAGGUCUUCAAGGCUGGUCUCGCGAAGAGUAUUCACCACGCCCGUGUCUUGAUCAGGCAACGGCACAUCCGCGUUGGCAAGCAAAUUGUCAACGUGCCCUCCUUCGUCGUCCGUCUCGACUCUCAAAAGCACAUCGACUUCGCGCUCACCUCGCCAUACGGUGGUGGCCGCCCGGGUCGUGUCAAGCGCAAGCGCGCUGCUGCGGCCGCCAAGAAGGAGGAGGGCGGCGACGAGGAAGAGGAGUAAUCAACUCACACCUACGAUCUCCUCGGGGCGCUGUCUCACAUGGUUGUAUGUCUAUGAGUGCAUGUGCAAUAUGUUUAUGC
This is a messenger RNA of Fomitopsis serialis, 729 nucleotides long. RefSeq names its product 40S ribosomal protein S9. The transcript has 4 exons. The coding region runs from base 71 to 649 and encodes 192 amino acids. Gene Ontology annotation, biological process: translation; positive regulation of translational fidelity. Lineage: Eukaryota; Fungi; Basidiomycota; Agaricomycetes; Polyporales; Fomitopsidaceae. Gene Ontology annotation, molecular function: structural constituent of ribosome; rRNA binding. The record is from RefSeq and is a predicted model, not a curated record. Gene Ontology annotation, cellular component: cytosolic small ribosomal subunit.